Molecule: messenger RNA, 2642 nt
Organism: Carassius gibelio (silver crucian carp)
Lineage: Eukaryota; Metazoa; Chordata; Actinopteri; Cypriniformes; Cyprinidae
Product: equilibrative nucleoside transporter 1
Exons: 13
Coding region: 269-1576 (435 amino acids)
Biological process (GO): nucleoside transmembrane transport; uridine transmembrane transport
Cellular component (GO): plasma membrane
Molecular function (GO): nucleoside transmembrane transporter activity
Source: RefSeq, a predicted model, not a curated record
GUUUUCUGGCUGUUGAUGGUGCGGAGACUCAGAUAAGCAGCAUUAUCAGUGUAAAAAACCCCCUAGCCCCUCAUUGCAUAUGCAUGAAGGGGCGUGGUCACAUAAGCUCAGGGCGGGGCCUCUCACAUAGGGCUCUAUCGGGUCUCCUGCAGCUGUUUAAAGCAGAACUGCAUUAGUGUUCAACAAGUGUUGUUUUUGAAAGUCAUCCGUGUUGCUUCCAGGAUCUUGAGCUUUACAAUCGCGGCUGAUUGCAGUGAAUCUCACAGAUAUGGAGCCUCAGGUGCCCAAAGACAAAUAUAACGGCGUGUGGUUGAUUUUCUUCAUGCUGGGUUUGGGGACGCUUCUGCCGUGGAAUUUCUUCAUGACAGCCACUAUGUAUUUCACCAGUCGUCUCGCAGAUCCUCUCAGUGAAGCGAAUGUCUCUGUGAACGCGACUGAAGAAGAGUCGCGGAGCGUCUUACAGGCCAAGUUUAAUAAUGUGAUGACGCUGUGUGCGAUGGUUCCUCUGCUGGUCUUCACCUGCCUCAACUCAGUGCUUCACCAGAGAAUUCCUCAGAAGAUCCGGAUCGCAGGAAGUCUGACGGCCAUUCUGCUGGUGUUCCUGCUCACUGCCAUCCUGGUGAAAGUAGAUUUGGAUCCGCUGGCGUUCUUCAUCAUCACCAUGAUUAAAAUCAUCUGCAUUAACUCGUUCGGAGCGGUUCUUCAGGGAAGUCUGUUUGGGAUGGCCGGGCUCCUGCCAGCGUCCUACACAACACCCAUCAUGAGCGGACAGGGGCUUGCAGGAACCUUCGCUGCUUUCGCCAUGAUCUGUGCCAUCGCCAGUGGUUCUGCUAUGCAUGACAGUGCUUUUGGAUACUUCAUCACAGCGUGUUUCGUUAUCUCUCUUGCAAUCGCAUCGUAUGCUGUUCUUCCUAGACUGGCGUUUUUUCAGUACUAUCAGGAGAGUCAGCAGAGCAAAGCAGAUGAGGACGAGGAGAACAAGAUGGACCUGCUGAAGAAAGAUGAGCGGCUGAAGAGCGCUGGAGACGACGGCAAACAAACACCGUCCAUGCUGGCCAUCUUUAAGAAGAUCUGGGUUAUGGCCUUCUCUGUGUGCUUUGCCUUCGCCAUCACCAUCGGCACGUUUCCUGCGGUCACUGUGGACGUCAAAUCUACUGUUGCUGAUGGAGGACAGUGGGAGAUGUACUUCAUCCCAGUGUCUUGUUUCCUGUUGUUUAACGUGUUUGAUUGGCUGGGUCGCAGCCUUACAGCAGUCUGGACGUGGCCCGGGAAAGACAGUAAGCUGCUGCCGGGUCUGUUAGCGGCCCGUGUGAUUUUCGUCCCUCUCUUCAUGCUCUGUAAUGUCCAGCCUCGACACAAUCUGCCCGUCUACUUCUCACACGACGGCUGGUUCAUCGGCUUCAUGAUCCUCUUUGCCUUUUCUAAUGGAUAUCUGGCCAGUCUGUGCAUGUGCUUCGGACCCAAGAAGGUGGAGGCGAGCGAGGCGGAGACGGCCGGAGCCAUCAUGGCCUUCUUCCUGUCUCUGGGUCUGGCUCUGGGAGCGUCUCUGUCGUUUGUGUUUCGAGCGCUCGUCUGAAGUCUCGUGGACAGAGAUGAGACUGAACGAGCCGCAGACAGAACACACUCAAAACAUCAUCAUCAUCAUCAUCAUCAUCAGGACCUGAGCUUGAGCCCAAACCACACAGACUCACUCGUGCUGGAGGCUCGAAAUAUUAUAUUGCUCAAAAGUUUGGUCUUAGCAAGAUUUGUUUUGUUUUUAAAGAAUGUAAUGCUUUUAUUCUCCAAGGAUGCAUUAAAUUGACCAAAAGUGACAGUGAACUCACUUAUAAUGAUACAAAAGAUUUCUAUUUUAAAUAAAUGCUGUUCAUUCAUUGAAGAAGAAUGAAACAUAAUGCAUCACGUUUCAACAACAUUGAUAAUAAUCAGAAAUGUUUCUUGAGCAGCAAAUCAGCGUAUUAUACUGAUUUCUGAAGAUCAUGUGACGGAUGAGUAAUGAUGCUGGAAAUACAGUGCUGUAUCGCAAAAAAAUAAAUUCGAUUUUACUAUAUAUUCACAUAAAAACAGCUAUUUUAAAUUAUAUUAUUUAACCGUUUCUACAUUAUUUUGAUCAAAUAAAUGCAGCUUUCUUUACAUUAAACAUAAAAAAAGUCUUGCUGACCCAAAACGUUUGAAUGGUAGUCGUUAACGCAUUAUUAUCGUUUAAGGAAUACUUGUCUUAACAUAUUUUGAUUUAUUAGUUCACACAAAAUCAUCAUUUACUCACUAUGACAGUUUCUGGAUUUGAACCGUUUCUUCAGAUUAAAUGUAUAAUAUUUUUUAUAACAGCUUCCUUUAAAGGUAUAUUUUCAGGAGCGCAUGUUAUUAGAAGUAUAUAGAAGUUUAUAUAAAGUAAAUAUUGUAUUAUAGUCUUUUUUGUAAUAACCUGAUGGACAAUCAUAGCGCUUUGUAUGAAGGUGACGUGCAUUAUGAUGUUAUAUUGAACUUCUAUAAACACAUCAACGUGACGUUUUUAAGCUUGAAGGGCAAUGAACAAUCCCACUCUACCUCACACCAUACUCAACAACCUUCAACACUACAUUACAAGACACCAAAGUGCCAAAUAUGAUAUGCUUUGUUAUUAAUAAAACCUGUUUAUUUCUGCA